Stegostoma tigrinum is the source of this 8753-nucleotide messenger RNA. RefSeq names its product zinc finger protein 618 (gene znf618). Lineage: Eukaryota; Metazoa; Chordata; Chondrichthyes; Orectolobiformes; Stegostomatidae. Gene Ontology annotation, molecular function: protein dimerization activity. The record is from RefSeq and is a predicted model, not a curated record. Bases 725 to 3358 code for a protein of 877 amino acids. The transcript has 14 exons.
CGCGGGCGGUUGUGGCGGCCAUUUUCCGUUUCCGGAGUGUGUUCGCCACCAAACGGUUUAUGUCGGCCAUUUUUCCCCCCCCCCGAAUGGUCAGCAUUCAAUCUCGGUACCGUUAGAGCAUGUCUAAUUUCUGCAGUUGUUGCUUGUGUUUGUCGGGACAUUUACAUCUGACCAAGGAGCGUUUCCCGCCUUCGUGGGAGCGGUGGCCGCCGCUUUACUAAUAGGGGUAAUUUCAUUUGUGCUCUGUGCGGUCUUAUGAUUGGCCAGCGCCCCCCAUCUCUCCCUGUACUGUCUCAUCCUCCAACCCCUCUCCCACCUUCAGUGGUAAAAUUCUGGAAUCAUUGCUGACUGAAGCAGCCCCAAAUUUGAGAUGGCGAUAAACGGACUGUAGUAUGAAGGCAGCUAGCGCUUUUUCUGUGCAGACUUCCAUCUGGAUGGAUUCGUCUCUUUAUUUAUCUGCACGGGAGGUCUAGUGGACUCGAUGCAAGUAUCGUCGAUCUCGGGGGGAAAACCUGUGGCUCGCUUUAAUUCUAUCACACAAGCUUCAUCCUUAAUACCCGGCGAGAUUGAUUCGGUUCCAACCGCCAGGACUUAAGUUCAAAACCGGUAGAACUACAUCAGCCGCGUGCAGAUGAGAAAUUGAACAGUGCAAAGGAUUGUUGCAGUGACUCCUCCGCCUGAUUCUGCCCAAAAUUUUAAGAAGUACUGGAUAAAGGCCAACACAAUGAGUUCCCUUCAUGCAGCAAUAAAGACUGAAAGUAGAGAUGAUGAGAGUGAAGUGCAUGCUGAGUUGUGGCAAGAUGAACCUAAAGAUCACAAGAUCAACAGUAACGUCCGUGAGGUAGCGGAGAUCUGUGUUGUGAUUGGUGAGGAUGGGGCUCAACGGUGUUCUGAACAGGAUCAACCCAUUAAUCAAUCCAGUGAUUUUGAUGGGCAACCUGGCAAACCAAACAAAAUGAAUGACCGAGAAGAGAAUAUGGAGUGGAAACCACAGCAGCAGGCUUCACUAAGGGCCUAUAUAUGUGGUGCCUGUGGGAAGAAAUACAAGUACUACAGCUGUUUCCGGGCACAUGUGAGAGCACACCUAGAAAAUGAAACUUCCUCUGCAUCUGCUGAGAGCUCCCCACAAGCAAAGAAUUUUAGAUAUAUGUGUGACAUCUGUGGCAAGAAAUACAAAUAUUAUAGCUGUUUCCAAGAACACCGGGAUUUACAUGCGGUAGACGAUCCUUAUGAUCAGGCAGUUGAGACACCAGCAGAAGUGAAAACUGAACAGAUGGAAGAAACUGUCCGUAGCCCUGGAUCAAAAACAGGUAGCUACAUCUGUGAAUUCUGCGGCAAGCGAUACAAGUAUUACACUCCCUACCAGGAACACGUGGCUUUGCAUGCUUCUUCCGAUGCAGAGAGCUCUCUGGGCAAAAGAAGUGAAACUAAACUGUCAAAUACAUGUGAAGAAAAUAACAGCUCUCAAAAUUCUAGUGGAGGUACCAGUGUACAGAAGUCUGGUCCAUCUUCUGCCAAAAAUGGAGCCACCUGUCAGAGCUGUGGAAAUGAACAUAAACAUUGCACCUGCUUAAGACAGCAGGCACAUAAUAGCAGAGCAAGAGAGCAAUACACCUGUGGGGCAUGUGGGAUUCAGUUCCAGUUUUAUAACAAUCUAAUAGAGCACAUGCAUUCCCACACAGCUGAUAAUGAAAACAGCUUAGCAAUUAAACAGGUGCAGCCACCUCGCACUGCUGCUGCGACUACAUCUACUUCUACUUCUGCCACUACUACCACAGCUGUUGCUGCUCCUUCCCCAGAAAAGAAGAAUGCUCUUCGCCAGAGCAACUGCACAAAUGAUGUGAAUAGCUCAGUCCUUGAAAAAGAGCGCCAACUCAUUGCUGAAAAGUUGCUCAAAGUAAUGUGUUCUGAUCUGAAUGCAUUGACUGUGGUAAACGGAAAAGACUUUGUCAAACUUGCUCAGACACUUGUUGAUGUUGGUGCACGUUAUGGAUCCUUUCCUGUAGCUGAGAUCCUCGGGGAUAUGAAUACACUUGCUCUGAAACAUCUGCCCAGAAUGUACAACCAGGUGAAAGUAAAAGUCACAUGUGCGCUUGGAAGCAAUGCAUGCUGGGGAAUAGGUGUCACCUGUCAUUGUCAAAAUGUUGGCUCGGAGUCGUACUACAUUCUAACAGCACAUCAGGUAGAGGGAUUGCACAUGAAGAGAUAUGUGCUCGGCUUUAAAGAAGUAGAUGGCAAAGAAACUGGUGAGCAGGUUCACCAGUGGGUAUUAAAUGUCCUUUCAGAAUUUGUCAUGUCAGAGAUGCGAACCAUUUACGUCACAGAUAGCAAAGUCAGCUCAGCUACACUGUUGAAAGCUGGAAUGUGCCUGCGAUGUUCAGCUUGUGCAUUAAAUUCAACAGUAAGGAGUGUGCUUAAUGAAAGGACAUUACAAGCACAAAACCUGCCAGAAGUUACUGAACUUGUGAGUAACUGCAUACAGUUAAUGAGCUCUCUUGAACAAGACACCAUCAGUCCAGAGUUAUCCAGCCUUCUUGAAGCACAGCAGGUUCCUGGUUGCUGGAAUUCUGUUGCAGAUUCUCUCCUACUUGUACAUGAGAAGUAUGAACAGUUACGAGAAUUAAUCAGCGGAAGGAAGGAACUCAAGCACCUCCAAAAUUGCAAUAAAAGUUUGUUGAGCAACCUCACAGCCAUUUUGGCUCCUGUAAAGCAGGCUGUAAUAGAGCUGAGUUGUGAAAAUAGACCAACAUUACAGCUUGUGCUCCCCACCUAUAUAAAAUUAGAGAAACUUUUCACUUCCAAAGCUAAUGACGCUGGCACUGUAAGUAAACUGUGCCAUCUUUUUCUGGAGUCUUUAAAGGAGAACUUUAAAGUGGAGACUGCUCAUAAAGUUGCAAUGGUCCUUGAUCCACAUCUGAAACAUUUGAGGUCAGUGCCACACUACCAACAAGAGGAAGUAAUCAAUCGAGUUUGUGAGAUGAUUUCAGAUAUUGGACAGUCAUGUGAAGAUACCAUUGAAUUCCAGCCUGCAAGAAAGAAAGUGUGUGGAAUUAAUGAAAACCUGAAAACACCACCAAAGAAAGAGGUGAGCCAAGAUGAGCGAAAAGAUGAAGUAUUUCAAUAUUUAAAGGAACCUGUGCCCAAUAAAACUGUAGAUCUGUUCAAUUACUGGUCAAAUGCCACUCAAAAGCAUCCUAAGUUAGCCAAACUUGCCUUUUGGCUUUUGGCUGUGCCAGCUGUUGGUGCAAGAAGUGAUUGUAUGCAUAAUUUUGGUGAGACAUUUUCAGGAAAGCGAAAAGGGCAGCUGACACCUGAGGUUGUAAACAAACUAAUGUUUUUGAGAUCAAACUUGCAGUAGCUGCCUCUCUGUCUGACCUAUUGGUGCUCUCAAGCGGAACUAAACCCAGGUGGUGAAGUCAGUUUUAUUACAUAUAACUUUUUCUUACUGUGAUAAUUUUUGUCUUAUUUCUGUGGUUGGGCCACUUCAUUUGUUAAAAUGUACUAGAUGAGCGGCCCUGAUGACUUGCUGAGUUUAUUCAGUGAGUGGCUGGACCAUGCAGACCAGGAAUGGCCCAGAUUUGAUCCCUUGUUUGUGCUGAGGUAAUUAGAGAAGAGCUGCAACUGCUUUUGUGGCCAUGUUACUAUUAAUCUAAAUAAAUAGUUAAAGCAUACUGAUCAUAGAAUAUGUGUUCCUGAACUAAAGAUUUAAGUUGUGCUGGUUGCACAGUUUGCAACAAAUUGGUUAAUCCUACAUUUUAAUUGAAGCCAUUCAGCCAAGAUUGGAGCAUGCAUCAGGCUACAGGAAAGCUGUGGCUUGUCCAUUUUGUGCUUCCAGCAAACACCAGGGUCAAAUCUGCGUGAUCUCUGUCUUUGUUACUGUUGUCUCUGGCUAUACCAUAAUUUGUGUGUACCAAAUGCACAAAAAUGAAAGUAGUUCUUAACUGUUAAAAAUGGAAUGGUUAAAGAGAAAUGAAAACAUUGAUUUCCAGCCAAAGUUUGAGUCCUCCAUGGUUCUGCACUCAACCUGUGUUCUCCUGGUUUGUUUUGAUGGUCAUCUUUAAUAUAGGCAAUUGUCCAAAAUUACAAUGUGAGCAGAUGGUGCUGUUGUAUAUUAUUUGCCAAAAUCAAUGGAGAUAUUAUCUUCUACAUUUGAGAUACAUCUAUUGUUUCAGAAAUGGUUAUCUGACAGUCGUUUGUUCAAUUUAAAGUCAUAUUCUGAGUAUGAAGUUCCCAGGCAAUGAAAUUUGAUGUCCAAAUUAGUUGAACUUGAAAAAUGAAUUUUAAAUAUUUAUCUAGAUGAAAAUCUGACUUUCAGAUAUCUGCUGAAUGUAUUGAAGAAAAAUAUUGCACCAAAGUAGCUUCUUUUGACACCUAUGAGGGACAUUGAAAAUACUGAACACUUGUUUGAUUUUAACUGGUCUUCUCUUCAACUAACAAAGCCAUAUACUAAAAACCAAAUAUUAACUUACAACAAUCCAAAAAUACAUAGCAUGACAGUACUGUCAUAAAAGUGACUUAAGACUUUAAACAUGAAACACAACAAAUGACCAAAAACAAAACACGGUAUGAGCAUCUCCUUUCCCAGACCCAUUUUUUGUGCAAUGUAACUAACACUUGAACCUAGGUAGAAGGUAGUAUCAAAACCAAUAGAAACUAACAGAAGGACCACCAUAUAUCAAGUAUUUCUGGGUAUUUCCCUACAAAAUUCACUAUGAAGCAAGAAAAGUACAGUUGCAUUCCAUAAUUUACAAGAUGGUUCUCUGCCCCCCAGGAGCUACUUGAGAACUCAUGAGAAGUCAGUGUUAUUCCAAGGCUUUUCAUCCUUUCAGUGAGGCUUGGUCCUUCUUACAGUGCUGCAUUACUGCUCUUGCAAAGGUUCGUACAAGUUAAUGUUAAUAUGACAAAGGAUUCCUUCAAUAUUACCCAGCAGGAGAUGGGUCAGCAGAUAUGUCAUUGCAGAUAGAAGUCUCUAUUCGACAAUGUCUGUAUUCAAGCAUACUUUCUAAAACAUUUUGAACCUCGGAUAUCCUACCAAAUACAGGAGAGCACCCAUGGACUAAUUGUGUUCAUGAUGAAAAUAUCAGGUUAUUGAACCAAGUGUUCAAUGGUGUCCAGUAGAUUCUGAGAGUAAUUUUGAAAAGUUUUCUUAAUAUAUGGAUCUAUCCAGCAUAAUAUACAGCCUGCUAUUUCAUGUAUUCCUCAAAUGAAAGUUGUACAACAAAAUCCUUUUUCCGAGUUGUUCCAUGACCUUUUGCUGUUGUGCAGAUUGUGUCAAAACUUUUUAAAAGCAAAGAAAGGCACAAAUACUUUACUAUUUGACAAUGUUUCAAGCUGGAAGAUAUGUAAAAUUUUGUUUUUAAUACAAGGACACUGUGUAGUCACAUUAGAACUCUAUAAAUAGGAAGUUUAUAUUUAAAAUGGAUUUGUUCAAACGAGUACCAUUUACUUUAGUAAAUUGUUAUUAAUCUGUGCAGCCAAUCUUUAAAACAACCAAGGUUCAUGUUCAUCUGUAUAUAUGAAUUAAACUAAAAUGGCAACAUGUUGAACUGAAAUUAAUUGUCUUGUUUAAGCACAUUUACAAAAUGAGAGAUCUGCCACUUUUCCCUUUAGAUUUGAACCCCUAAAUAUUACGUCAAAGAAUGCACCCGUUUAAUCUUUUGAGGUCAUGCAGGUUCCCUAUACAGCAUCUGGUCAGUUCCAUUCCUCUGCUAUCUUGGUGCCCUGCAUGUUUGUUUUCCACAGGUGUGUAUAAGAUUACUCACCUUCUGCUCCAGGUCAUUAGCACUCCCUCCCACCAAACUUAUGUCCAAAUCCUUAAUGUAUCAUGCCUCGAUAUUGUACAAGCAACUGCUGGAAACUGCUUUUCCUACCUUAUCCAAAUCUGUUGUCAUUUUGCCCAUCAUUAUUAAAUCUCUUCCUCCUCCUUCCCCCCGCCCCUGCCCAGCUCAUUUGUUUCAAGAACUACAGUUUUUAGAAGGCAGCCUAAUCCCUCAUCUCUGGAGUACUUCUACUUUUCAGGUUGAAUAUAUGGUGCAGUUUCAAAGUUUGAAACAAGCUCUGUUCAUUAAGUGUUCUCAGCAAAUUAAUCAGAGAGACAAACUAUUUACUUUUAGGGGAAAUAAUAUAUUCAAAUUUGAAACCUUCUCCCACUGCUUGCAAAGUCUUUUGGGUAAUAUGAUUUUCAUAGCAGAUUCCACCUGUUCGUAUGUGUAUACAUUUAAAAAAUUUUUAAAAACAUAGUUAAAGAUGAAAAUUGGAAAAGAAAAUCAACACAGUAACUUAAGCAGGUUAAAUGCUUUCUACUCCACCUCUAUCGUGUUAAAAUUAGUAAGUAUUUGUGUUCAAGAUCCAGAGUAAGCAUUCCAAAUAGCUUUCAUUUUCUUGACCAGUGGAUAUUUUUCUUGCUACAGUGCUGUUCAGAAACCAGGAAGAACAUUUCUGACCAGCUAGUGUUUUCUGUGCUGUGACAAUGUAUUUUGUUCUUUAAAAUGGAACAACCUAUUUCUACAGUGGUUUGCAAAGGUAUAAUAUGAAAUGAAAAUCACACAUCAUGAGUAUUAAAUAAUCUUCCUUUUAAUAAAGGUCUCUGAUUAAAAGUAAAUUGUUGUUCCAGAUCUUGACAUGCGUGGAGCCACGUUUUAUUGUAAUGGAUGAAUGCUGUGUUAGCUGAACACUUUGGUUGGCAACUUCCAUUCUGACUUGAAUUGAUCUGGUUGGCCUGGCAUUAGUGCUGAGAGGCCCUACAUGUGCUUGAGGUAUUGGUUUAUCAGAAUUGUGGCUCACACAAGUGGGUCUUUUUCAGUUCAGCCCUAAACUGCUAUUAAUAUUAAGAAAAAUCCCUAUCUUCAGUACCUAUUAGAUAAGAUGUCUCUGUCAAAAUCAUAGCUUUUAUUUUAGCUUAUUUUAUUUCCUCUGUUAGUGAAUACAGUAGAAGAAUUUACCAGUUGCUGAAUUAAAACCUAUUUUUCUCGUACUUUAUUAAUACUGGGAUAACAACUAUAUUCUAGACCCCUUAGCCCUCCAGAAGAUGUUGCAAAAUCCAGUGAUUCCAUUUAGCUGGACCUUACGCAAGCUUCAACAACUGAAAAUCCAGUUUUUUUCUCCUUCAGGAAUCAUCAGAUUUUCAGUCAUUGUUGUGAUGCUACUUCCAUUUAUUCUCACUGUGCACUUUCCAUUCAGAGCUGUCAUAUUUUCUUCUUGCCAAUAUGGUCAUCAACAGUGGUUUGCAGUUUCUGAAGUUUAUCCAUAAAAACAUUCCCAGCCUCAGGCUUUUAUUUCUGGGUGUGUCCAGUAUUCUAUUUAUCGCAAUGACAACCAAAGCUACUUCAGCUCACAUUCUCACAUUAUGCUUCUUGUCUGAACUCUGUUCCAUUCUCUACUUUCUUCCAUUCUCCUACUUUCUCCAUCUUUAUUGUAUCUGUUCUGACAUUGCAACCUUCCAUACUAGCUAAUAUGCCUUUCUUCUGCCUCAACACAGAAUCUCUCACACUGCUAUGAUGCUCAACUGUGUCUGUUUCAUUUCAUGCAGUUCUUCUGUCCCAUUCCACUGUCUGCCAUUACAGUGAUAGGCUUGGCCUUGUUUGUCACCUUCUGCCCACAACAGCCUCUGUAUUCAGUGGAUCAUUCUCUGCCACUUUUGCCAUGACCACGAUGGUGCUACUGUCAAACACUUUUUCCUUUUGCUUCAUUUUCCAACAUUCUGAAGGAACCAUUCCCUUUUAUCACCUUGGUCCACUCCUCAAUCACCUAUAAUAUUCUCUCCUUUUCCCACAGCAUUUUCCAUGCAAACUCUGGAUUAAUAGCACCUGACCUUUUACACCACUUUUUCUCAGCUGCCAAGGCCCCGAGCUCUUCUUCCAGAUUGAAAAUACAACCAAAUCACUUUUAAUUUAUUGUACUGUAUUCACUGCUCUCAGUGCAGCCUCCUUCACCCAGGGGAGUCAAAAAGCGGAUUGGUAAUUACUUUGUGAGCUACCUCUCUUUGUCCACAAGUGUGACCUCAAACAUUGAGUUGACUAUCCUUUAAUUAUCGAACUUGCUCCUAUUCUGAGCUCUGUCUUUGGCCUCCACAGUGUACUGUUGAAAGUAAUGUAAGCUUGAGGACUAGCACCUCACUUUUUGAUUCGCAACAUUACAAUCUCCCAAACUGAGAAUCAAGUUAAACAGCUCAAGCUCAUUGCAUCUGCCCUGAUUCUUGUUUUCUUUUUUGUCGGCCGCUUUUUAUUUUUCUUUUCUCUCUACAUUUUUCUCUUCUUGUGAUUUGUAACAGCAAUUUUUAAUAACUGUGCUUACAUACAUAAGAACAAGAAGCAGCAAUAGGCGCCUCAGGCCCUUCGAACCUGUUUUGCCAUCCAGUAAGACUAUUGAUGAUCCGAUUGUAACAACAAAUCUAUGUUCAAACCAUCCUUGACAAUCUUUUUAGCCCCAUCACUUACUAGGAAUCUAUUAAAUGAUUCCGUUAAAAAUAUUUAAAGACUGUGCUUCCACUGCCUUUUGUGGAAGAGUUCCAAAGACUCACGAACCUCAGUGAAAAUUUUGCCUGAUCUCUGUUUUUAAAUUCUGGUGUUCAUUCACCACUAUCUUUUUAUUUCAGGUCUCAAACAUCUUCAGCUUCUUAUUUCGACUUGCAUGUCUAAUUCACUGCCACUUCUCUUUCAGGUAUGUCUGCCGUGAAGUUCCACUUUUCCCUCUAAUGAAAUUUCUGUUUGAAUCCAAGAUAACAAAGUGUGGAGCUGGAGGAACACAGCAGGCCA